AUUCUCGCGAGACUUGUUUGGAACGCUAAGUGGUUGCUAGGCAACGUUAAGCGGCGGGUUUUCAGCCUGGAGACUGAACCAGAGGCAACAGGAAAGGUCUUUUUCCGUGGCAUCAUGUCGGCCAUAAGCAGCCUGGUACCUUCUCGCUUCCUCACACUGACGGCUCAUCUGGUCAUCGUCAUAACCAUCUUCUGGUCGAGAGAGAAUAACGUCCUCGCCUGUUUACCCAUCAACUUCACCCCGCAACAGUUUUCAUCUCGUGAUACAGAGUUAAUUAUCGCUCUGUCAGUCACACUGGGCCUGUUUGCAGUUGAAUAUGCCGGAUUCCUAUCGGGUGUGUCCAUGUUUAAUAAAACCCAGAGCCUCCUCUUAGGUGCCCAUGCCAGUGCCACAGUAUCUCUCCUCUUCUUCCUAUUUGAGGGAUGGGACUGCUCUCUCUACUGGUGGAUUAUGUCUUUCUGCAGUGCUCUGCCGGCAGUCACAGAGAUAAUUAUCUUUAUUGCUGUUUUUGGAUGGAAAAGGAAACCUCUAUGAUCUUCUCUGUGUUUCCGUCGUGUGAAUAUCUGGCGCUUCCUUCCUUUGCGCUUCCCAAAUCCUCUGCCAACAACACUGUCCCUGCAACAAAGAAUCCUGCUCGGCUUUGUGUCUCUAUUUUACAGAGCAGGGUACAGUCUCACAGGUCAGACCUUCGUUUAUUUAGUGAGGGGAGAAGUCUGAUUGUUUUGACUUGUUCUCUCAAGCAGUAAUGAUGUGGAUUAUUGUGUGUGUGCAGGAAAUAAUUCCAAUUUGUAUGUGAUAGGCGUCUGCAUUAGAUCAGUAUCACAGCGCCACCUAGAGGUUGUAAUAAUUACUGGAGCUUCUCUUGGGAUGAAUGAGGCAAGCAGUAUGGCAGUUAUACUUACAGCCAUAAAAAGACUGUUGGGAUGUACAACUCCCUGCAUCCUCCAGUGGAGGGACCCCCUGCAGCCCUGACUGUGAUUUGUCAGCACUUGCCCACCCCUGCUGGGAAAUAGACCAAUCAAUGUGUGGUACCUGUAUGGCAGUUUGCCCCAGCCUGAUACCUCUGGAGCGUUUCUUUUCUGGCGAUUUAUAUCUGUAUAUUAUUUACUUUCUUCCCCUUGUGUUGGGUUUUAUGGGGAUUUACCAGGGUUUUUACAAUCUGUCUGUUAUACAUAAUGUGAUAUUAUAAAUGUUUCUUUUUGAA
This is a messenger RNA of Xenopus laevis (African clawed frog), 1204 nucleotides long. It is a transcript of the gene tmem107.L, whose product is annotated as transmembrane protein 107 L homeolog. NCBI's taxonomy places the organism in Eukaryota, Metazoa, Chordata, Amphibia, Anura, Pipidae. Bases 115 to 534 code for a protein of 139 amino acids. The record is from RefSeq and is a predicted model, not a curated record. The transcript is spliced from 6 exons.